GUCGCGACCAGAUGGGCACGUCUUGGACUUGGUCCGCCUCGGGCAAUCCGUGGAGGAGCUGCAGGACAAGGUGAGCUCGACGGCCGACAAAACGGACCAUCUCAUCGCCUCAGAAGCGCUACCUUUCGAGCUGAUGCCAGUCUACCCCGACACGGAUGACAGCAGUUCCGGGCUCCCCUGGAAAUGCCUACAGCGGAGCUGUCAGGCGCAGAUGGUGAUCUGGAUCAUGUCGCUCCUCGUUGUCCUCUUCGAUCCCGUCUACUACGACACGCCCAUCGCGCCCAGGGAGCUCUAUGACCCACAUGCGUUGAUGAAGAUGAAGACGGCGUGGCCCCACAAGCGCUUCCGCCCCUCGGCGAUCGCCUGUGCGGGCGACGACACCAUCUACAUCGGUGAUCAGUUCGCAGUCUAUGCUUCCGACCUGUACUGGACGGGCGAGAAGAUCGAGGUUCACAGCGCGGACACUCACACAAG
This is a messenger RNA of Symbiodinium sp. CCMP2456, 474 nucleotides long. NCBI's taxonomy places the organism in Eukaryota, Dinophyceae, Suessiales, Symbiodiniaceae. The record is from the annotation of a GenBank genome assembly.